Molecule: messenger RNA, 222 nt
Organism: Microthlaspi erraticum
Lineage: Eukaryota; Viridiplantae; Streptophyta; Magnoliopsida; Brassicales; Brassicaceae
Source: the annotation of a GenBank genome assembly
AUGACGACGGGUAAUAUUAGUCUACGAGUUGGUGUACCAAUCUCAUCUCGGAUAUGUCUCGCUCUUCUCUUAAACUCUCAUGUGUUCGACCACGUCACAUUUGAGCACCAGGCACACAAUUCCCCAAGAAGCUUCCUUUUGACUUCUCUGCGCGGAGUCAAGUGCUUCACUAAGAUUGGAGUGUCUGUUUCGCUCUCCGUAGUCAAUUUCCAGUCUGAUUGA